Messenger RNA from Cajanus cajan (pigeon pea), 1603 nucleotides. NCBI's taxonomy places the organism in Eukaryota, Viridiplantae, Streptophyta, Magnoliopsida, Fabales, Fabaceae. The record is from RefSeq and is a predicted model, not a curated record.
UUUAACGGCCAAGAUCUCACGAAACUUGUGUGAAACACGACCCCAUUGGACUCGCCUUUUUCUGAUGCAGUUGGAACCUUUUCCUUUGCCUCCUUUGUUUUUCUGUUUCUCUGCUUAUUCUUAUUGUUGUCGUGAGUAAGGAACAAGGGAUUCUUGCUUCUUCACUUUAGUCUCUCCAGAAAAAGAAAUUUUCAUUGAAUUUGUGUCUCUGAGAUGAUGGAGAGAGAUUUCAUGGGACUCAACUCAAAAGAACCACUGGCUGUGGUCAAGGAGGAGAUUAACGAUUAUGCCUUCAAAGACUCUGGUUUCACAAAGGGUUCGACUGAACAAUGGCCUUUCUCGAACAAAGUCUCUGCCCUUCCUUAUUUGAUGCCUUUCAAGGUUUCUCAAGAUGAUAAGGCUAAGAAAAUAGUGUCUGAUCCCUUAACUUCUGCUGGGUUUAUGCCUAUCUUGAGUCAAGAUGCAUUCUCUUCUGGUGAACCCAAGAAACAUCACGAUAGGCAAGGUGGCCUUCAUUUUUCGCUGACUCCAUAUCCUGUACAACAUGAUGUCAAUUCUGUGAAUCAUCCUCAUGAUGUGAAGAUGUUUUCAGUUUUCAAUCAAGAUAUUUCAGUUUCCUCUGGGAAUCCAUUCCUGAAGAAUCAUUUUGCAACUGCUGGUCAGAAUAUGAAUGGCACUAAUGUGAAGCAGCCAUUACUCAGGAGAAUACCUACAGCACCUCAUUCAGUUCUUCCGUCUGUUGGUGCUGUUACUGGAAUGACUGAAUUGUGUAACAGUGUGAAACCAUCUGUGCCUUCUGCCCAACUUACCAUCUUCUAUGGGGGUACUGUCAAUGUCUUUGAAGAUAUCUCUGCCGAGAAGGCACAAGCUAUCAUGUUGUUGGCUGGCACUAGCAUAUCUACAGCUUCUAACAUGGCAAAACCAAAAGUUCAUGUGCCUAUCUCGAAGUUGGCUGCUGGUGAUGGUGUGCCUGUGAGUCAACCUGCAAAUACACCACCUGGCUCUCGUCUUUCAAGUCCUUUAUCUGUUUCUUCACAUACUGGUGCACCGUCAGGGAGUGGCUCAACUAGCACUGAUGAAUUUCUGGCUGCAAAAACAACUGGAGUUCCUACCACUCCUGUUAGCAAUGUGGAGCCUCCAAAGGUUGUCAGUGCAACCACUAUGUUGACAUCAGCUGUACCUCAGGCUCGGAAAGCAUCCUUGGCUCGAUUUUUAGAAAAACGCAAGGAAAGGGUGAUGAAUGCAGCACCAUAUAACCUCAACAACAAGUCUGAAGAGUGUGCCACUGCAGAAUAUGCUGGUGCCAACUUUUCUGCAGGUACUGUCUCAGCCAAGCAAGGAUAGUAGCCCGUACCUUUAGAGAAAAAUAUUGAUGUAACCUAAAAAUGUUGUAAGCUGAUGCUUUUAUUUCGUUGAUCACAACUUGAGCUGACAUUCUCAAGUAACAGACUAUGUUCGGCAGAUUAUAGAUAGGUCAUUACCAUAAUUACCUUGUUAUUUGAAAGGUUGGUUGAAUUUUAGCUUCCUACACUGUAGCAUUGGACCUCAAUAUAACUCAUGAUUUGUUUACAUUUGUGGAGUAAAAGCCCAGUUUAGAUAUUUA